Messenger RNA from Clupea harengus (Atlantic herring), 3481 nucleotides. It is a transcript of the gene npas2, whose product is annotated as neuronal PAS domain-containing protein 2-like. NCBI's taxonomy places the organism in Eukaryota, Metazoa, Chordata, Actinopteri, Clupeiformes, Clupeidae. Gene Ontology annotation, cellular component: nucleus; cytoplasm; CLOCK-BMAL transcription complex. The record is from RefSeq and is a predicted model, not a curated record. Gene Ontology annotation, molecular function: RNA polymerase II cis-regulatory region sequence-specific DNA binding; protein dimerization activity; DNA-binding transcription factor activity, RNA polymerase II-specific. Gene Ontology annotation, biological process: regulation of transcription by RNA polymerase II; circadian regulation of gene expression.
AAAAAAUAUUACUUGUUGAUGCAAAAUGACCGGAUGCUGUAAGAUGGCCGAUUUCCAUGAAGACAUUAUUUAUUCAUUCAUCCAUUACUUUGAUUUAUCUAUCCAUCUAUUUACCUAUCUAUUUAUUUGUUUAUGUAUUUCUUUUUGUUGUUGAGUUAGGUUUGUUUUUUUGUUGUUUGUGUUUCAGUGCUUGGCUUCUUUCAUUGAUAAUGUAAGCUGAUCUACUGCGUGUCGGUGCCGUUUCCAGAGCUGCCCUAGUCGGAUGACUUUCCAAGUUCUCAUGAGUCUGUUGAGGAUCUCUGGAGCUACCCUGGUGAUCACGUCAACCAUAGAGGCUAACACAGGCAACAGAUUGUCAGUGGACUAGACGCAGCUGCCAAGCUCAGUCACAAGCGCAGUGGUGUCAGCCCCCCUCCCCCUGCACAGUUGGUGGCUAACAGAUAGCGUGGCUACGUGACAGCGGCUAACAUUUAGCCUGCUAGCGAGCGGAGGUUUGAGGGAGGAGAUACAGGUCACUGUUUCCAGGCGAGUGCCCGCACAGCCGGCGUGAAUGGCACACGCUAGCCUUAACCGAGAGUCUGGAUGGGAGAGGGCGUGAGCAUGGACAAUCUUAGCGAGUUUGGUAGCCUGUGUCCGUCAAGCCGGCGGGAAUGGGACACCAGCAGCUGCGUGGACGAUCUUAUGGAUGAAGAUGAGAAAGACAGAGCAAAAAGGGCGUCCCGUAACAAGUCGGAGAAGAAGCGCAGAGACCAGUUCAAUGUGCUCAUCAAGGAGCUGUGCACUAUGCUGCAGGGCCAGGGCCAUCCCCGCAAGAUGGACAAAUCCACCAUCCUGCAGAGGACCAUCGACUUCCUCCAGAAACAGAAAGAGAUCACUGCUCAAACAGAUUCAUGUGAAAUCAGACAAGACUGGAAGCCUUCAUUUCUCAGCAAUGAAGAAUUCACUCAGUUGAUGCUGGAGGCUUUAGAUGGUUUCCUCAUCGCACUCACCACAGAUGGAAACAUCAUUUACGUGUCUGAUAGUGUCUCUUCUUUAAUUGGCCAUUUACCGUCAGAUAUGGUGGACCAAAACAUUCUGAACUUCCUGCCGGAGCGGGAGCAUGCGGAGGUCUACAAGCUGCUCUCCUCGCACAUGCUCAUGACAGACCCCAUCGCUGCAGACUUCCUCGAUGGUGAAACACACAUCGAGUUCUGCUGUCACUUAGCCAGGGGUAAUAUUGACCCCAAGGAGCCUCCGACCUAUGAGUAUGUCAAAUUCGUUGGAGAUUUCAAGUUUCAUAACAAUGUGCCUACGUCGUCGUGUAACGGCUUCGAGCUGACGUUCCCCAGGACCCUGCAGUCCACCCUGGAGGACCAGGUCUGCCUUGUGGCCACAGUGCGCCUCGUCACCCCACAAUUCCUCAAGGACCUGUGUAAGGUCGAAGACCCGUGCGAUGAGUUCACCUCCAGACACAGCCUGGAGUGGAAGUUCCUUUUUUUAGACCACAGAGCCUCUCCUAUCAUAGGCUAUCUGCCAUUCGAGGUCCUGGGCACCUCCGGCUAUGAUUACUAUCAUGUGGAUGACCUGGAGCUCAUAGCAGAAUGUCAUAAACAAUUGAUGCAGUUUGGGAAAGGGAAAUCGUGUUACUACCGAUUCUUGACAAAAGGCCAGCAGUGGAUCUGGCUCCAAACACACUACUACAUCACCUACCACCAGUGGAACUCCAAACCAGAGUUUAUUGUCUGCACACACACUGUAGUCAGCUAUGCUGAAGUACGAGCAGAGAGGAGGAGAGAGUUUGGACUCGAAGAGAGUUCCACUGAAUUGGCUGCCUCUUCUAUGAAGGGGCAGGAGGUCUUCGUGUGUCCCCCUAUAGAUCCUCAGGCAGACCGAUCUGCAGUCAGUGGGGCUCGCUCCGUGUCCUCACACAGCUCUCGCAAGUCAUCACACACGGCACUGUCUGACUCAGCCUCAAACUCUUCAGUUAGAUACACAGAUGUCUGCACUUCAUCACGCCAGUCAGCCUCCAUUGGGCCAGAGAAGAGCUCCAGCAGAAUGCCACAGAGUGGCUCAAAGACGCUGAUCCAGAGGCGGAGCUCCUCAGAACCCGUCCCCCUUUCACCCUCCUGCAGCCAGCACUCCGUCAUGCAGUCCCUGUACCCAUUCCAGCCGCCGCAGCUGGGGGUGAUGCACCAGCUGAAGGAGCAGCUGGAGGAGAGGACGCGCAUCCUGCAGGCCGACAUCAAGACCCAGCAGCAGGAGCUGCACGACAUUAAAGAGAAGCUCCAGCUGGCCAACCUACAGAUGUUGUUACAGCAACCACUCCAAAAUGACUUCCCCUCCCCACCGCCACAGCAGCAGGGCCCGGGUCGGCCGUCUCCGCACGGCCAGUCGGGUGUGAUCAGGCAGGCCAGCGGACACCCCAAACCCCCCGUCUGUGGACCCCACAACUCCGCCCCCCAACACGUGCUACUCAGAGAUGCACCGAGCAGCUCCUCCCCACAGCAGCAGCAGCAGCAGCAGCAGAGGCUAGGGCGUGGUGGUCCUAUGCAGACAGUGAGCCUGCCCGUGCAGACCCACGCCAGCUUGACCAUGCCCUUCUACAGCAACCCCAUGCUCUUCUCCCACACCAGCUCCAGGGCCCUGCAGGAGCCCAGCCAAAGACACACGGCCACCGCCGACUAUGGCCAGGAGGGACAGCUCCGGAUGCUGCUCAACCAGCCCAUGCAGGCUCUCGUGCAGGACGGCGCUGGAAGCGCCCAGGCCUCACAGUCCAUCCAGCAAACCAAAUACUCCCUGGAUCAGCAGAUGAUGCAGCCCUCGUUCCCGGUGCAGCAGGUGAACUGUAACGCCGUGCUGGUGCCCUCGCCAUGCCCGUUCUUCACUUCGCCCAUCAUGAUCCCCCACAACACCUUCAUCACCCACCAGGCCCAGCCCGCCUACCAUCCUCACCCUCAUCAGCAGCAGCAGCAGCAACAGCAGCAGCAACCGCAACAACAGCACUUCUUUCAGAUGCAGCCCCAAGGUCUCUUACACAGUGGCCAAGCUCAGGCCUUCUUCCACACCACUAACGUCCCACAACAAGGUGCCGUGAGCUACAUCCAGCAACAGCCACAGCAACAGCAGCAGCAGCAGCAGCAACAACAACAACAACAACAACAACACCAUUCCCAGACUCAAGCAGGCAGCCUAUCAGACUUCAGGAACUUGCUCCAGAGGUAGCCACGCCUCCUGGGGAAGGAGGGGCUUAAGACUGCAUGGAGCACUCAGCCAGGAGUGAGGGGUGAAGGGUGAAGGAAUGCUGGCAAAACAAAAACAAAACAAACUAAAUGAGUCGAGAAGACGUGUUGGACUCUACUCCGUAGAGGAUAAAGACAAACGUGCUGUCCCUUACAACAAACCGAUGUCAUGAGGAAGCCAAAGUCCAGUUGUUUCCACGGUGUUGCCCUGUGACCUGAGAGACUCAUCCCCUGGAUGCCCUUUUGCCCUGUGUUGUCAAGGA